UAACCCGUCGUGCUCAUCUCCUUGGGCUAGAGUAGAGUAUUCACGAUUUCCCCAGCAAGGACUCAAGCAAUUGCACAGGAAGGGCCAUUGCCAGACCACUUGGCCGCAGACUCCAAGGCAUACAUGUCCCGUCGGCAAAAGGCAUAAGCCUAGGGCUUUCGAACUGUUCCCAAGCCCCUUUCGACAAGGCUACAUUACCCUCGCGUUGCGCCAUGGCAGAGACGUGUGAACACAAGCCGGCUAUCGGCUGUGCUCUGACCGCAGUGCCUGGAUGCUGCGCCUGCGCAGACAAGAGACCGCUCGCAACUGCCUACCCGCUCUACAUUGACGGCCAAGGCAUGAGACUUCAAGGCAGGCGCUGGCAACGCUACUGCUGGAAGUGUCGUGAUUACUGGAAUCUACACUCACAGUCUACAACACCUGCGUCUGACCCUUCAGACCCUCCCAUUCCCCAUGCUACAGUUCUGUCGGACCAGCCCGCAGUUCCACCGAGUGACAACAUGGACCGUCCACAUCACAAUCCCUUCCUGCUCUCCAAUUCCCAGCAGCAAUCGUGGUCUUUUGACGGUGUAAACGAUGGACAUCAAACCACUGUCAGUGAGUGGACUUCACUUAUCUUCGGCCCAACCUACAGUCCCAGCGGCACCGGACAACCCAGGGAUCCCAGAACAUCGGCUGAGCCCCAAAUGAACGAAACCCUACAUGAUAUGAAUCAGUCUCGACGGGCCCGUGAAGCGAGGCUACCCCAUGCAACCCAGCUGGGAGAGCGCCGUCCGCAACCCAGGUCACAGAGAACCGCGGUCCGCCAGCCGAACCCAAAUGGUGAUUCAGACCCGUCGACCGCGAGAAGGGGGCGAAUAGCCCAUUUUACAAAUCCAUUCGGUACAAGAGAGGAAAUCGAGUCCGAAAGUUAUCAGAGUCCCAUCUCCGCAAUGUUUGGUCGAGCUUGGAAUCGCUAUAGACAAGCGGAAGAGCAGAGAUCAUCUAUUGAGCAUGGGCCUUUAGGCGUUCAAGAAACGCAAACAGAAGUCUCGGCCAGUAUUCUGGGCACUGGGCCGCCCCGGAACGGGGAUACAGAAUGGCGAGGCGGUCCCAUGGCGAAUUAUCCGCGGCGAAGGGACGAACAAGAAUUAUUCGAAAGAUUCGGAAUCUCGUUGCGAGUAGCGGAUGCGCCUGGGCGCGAGCAAGACAACCCUCAUACACACCCUCAGGUCAAUCCUAUCGACUCUCAGCUUCAUCGGCCACGAUCGCUUGAGCCGCAGGAGAUGACUGUUAAUAUCGCCUGCAGAAUAUGUUGUGAGCAGAAGGUUGACACAUUGUUAGAGCCCUGCAUGCACGUCGCCAUUUGUCGCUGGUGCUCAGAUCUGAUCCUUGAACGAGUCCGGCGGCCUCGCUCCCUUCUGGAACAGCUGGACGGGGUUGGUGGCGAUGGUAGGUUGAAAUGUCCGAUUUGCCGCCGUUACGUCGCACGUGCAAGAAGAGUAUUUCUGUCUUGAAGGUCAAAGCUACGUCGAAUUGCAGUGUCGGAUCUUCAGAUUGAGGCCGGGGAUUGCGAGGGUAUCCAGAAACUGCCCAAGCGACGUUCAUUCAAGGCUGGCUUCGCUGUACAGGUGGCUAUAAUGUACGAGAUCCAUGUGCAUGUCUUGUGAGCGUGGGGUGAAUUUGGAGCUGAUUCUGUUCGGCUUGCAUGUCAUGUGCAUAUUGUCCCCCAUAUAGAUGAGCCAAAAGAUUGUCUUGUUCACGAUCACCGGAAGCAUUCAC
Cladophialophora immunda is the source of this 1761-nucleotide messenger RNA. RefSeq lists its product as uncharacterized. Bases 213 to 1496 code for a protein of 427 amino acids. The record is from RefSeq and is a predicted model, not a curated record. The transcript has 3 exons. Lineage: Eukaryota; Fungi; Ascomycota; Eurotiomycetes; Chaetothyriales; Herpotrichiellaceae.